GAAAGUACCACUAUAUCUAUAUGCAUGGUCUUUUAUUACUGAUUGAUAAUUGUUUCUGGAGAAAUUGACCAUGUCUACGAGGGUUCAUGUUGGCAUUGAGAUGGAGGAUCACACGGCUUCGGGAGAUGCGGUUUCUCACCGAAAUUACGCUCAAGUUUUUGGUGACAAAGUGAGGAGGUUUCCGGGGUUGUUGUGGCAUUCAACCUGCAAGUUUGGUGGAUUUUUUAAGAAUUAUCUUGAGAGGUUUGAUCAGAGAGUGUGGAAAUUUCUGGGUUCAUGGUGGCAUACAAUUUGGAAGGUGGGUGAAGAAGAUUAUCGACGAGUGAUUCAUGCUCUGAAAGUUGGGGUUGCAUUAACACUGGUUUCACAGUUGUAUUUGAUUGAUCCAUUGUAUAAAAGGUUUGAUGACAGUGGCAUUUGGGCUGUGAUGACUGUGGUUGUUGUGCUUGAGUUCAAUGCAGGUGCAACUUUUUACAAAGGAUUGAAUAGAGGAUUGGGAACAUUUUCAGCAGGAUUCUUAGGCUGCUUCAUUGAAUAUAUUUCAGACGCCUCCGGUCAUAUUUUCCGAGCUGUUUUCAUUAGUGUUGCAGUUUGUCUAGUAGGAGCUGGAGCUACAUACAUGAGAUUCGUUCCUUCCAUAAAGAAGAACUAUGACUAUGGUGUUGUGAUAUUCCUUUUAACCUUUAACUUGAUUACCUUAUCAAGCUACCGUGUUGACAAUGUAUUGAACAUCGCAAAAGAACGAUUUUACACCAUCGGCAUUGGCUGUGGCAUCUGCCUCUGCAUGACUCUUUUGAUCUUUCCUAUUUGGUCAGGCCAAGACCUCCACAAUUCCACUCUCACCAAACUCGAAGGCCUCGCUAAAUCCAUCGAAGCUUGUGUGAAAGAAUAUUUCAAUGAUAAUGAUACUGAAGGAGUAGGCCAAGAAAUAGAUGAUAUUAUCUACCAAGGUUACAGGGUUGUUUUGGAUUCCAAAUCCAAUGAUGAAACUCUUGCAGUUUAUGCGAGCUGGGAGCCUAGGCACGCUAAACACAAAAUUCCAUGUAACCAAUAUCUGAAACUGGGAACAGUUCUUCGCCAAUUUGGAUAUACAGUUGUUGCUCUUCAUGGAUGUUUGCAAACUGAAAUUCAGACUCCGAAAUCGGUUCGAGCCCUCUUCAAAGAUCCAUGCAUUCGCCUUGCCUGCGAAGUCUCAAAAGCGCUUACAGAACUUGCCAGUAGUGUUAAAAAUCACCGCCACUGCUCCCCGGAGAUACUCUCCGAUCACCUCCAUGAAGCCAUAGAAGACCUCAACACCGCCAUAAAAUCUCAGCCGAGGCUGUUUCUUGGAGCCGACGAGAACCAUGCUGGCAACAUGCUAGCCCUAGCAGCUGCACAUGCAACGCAAAAGCAACAAAAAGAAAAAGAAGCAAAAAUAUCAUUAUCGAGCGUAAAAACCGACUCUUCUGCGUUGCUCGAAUGGAAAACGAAGAGAAAAACCGACCCCUCCACGUUGCUAGAAUGGAGAGCCAAAAGGGCACCCGAAGCCGACCGGAAGACGUUGAGGCCACAGCUGAGUAAAAUUGCAAUAAUGAGCCUUGAAUUCUCGGAAGCGCUUCCUUUUGCUGCUUUUGCUUCUUUGCUGUUGGAGAUAGUGGCGAGGCUCGAUGGUGUCAUUGAGGAAGUUGAAGAACUGGGGAGAGUUGCAGGCUUCAAAGAGUUCAACCAUGGUGAUGAUCGGAUCAUUGUGACUUGUGAAAGGCCGUCUGAAAGGGAUAAUCAUUUGCCUUCACAUGCCGCAGAAUAA
Molecule: messenger RNA, 1786 nt
Organism: Pistacia vera
Lineage: Eukaryota; Viridiplantae; Streptophyta; Magnoliopsida; Sapindales; Anacardiaceae
Product: aluminum-activated malate transporter 12-like
Exons: 6
Coding region: 71-1786 (571 amino acids)
Biological process (GO): malate transport
Cellular component (GO): plant-type vacuole membrane
Source: RefSeq, a predicted model, not a curated record